AAACGGAAAUACGUCAUCACACUGACAGCACGCACAGCUGGCGGGAAAUCCUGGAUUAUGAACACCGACUUAAUGUUGGUUAUCGUUAUCAAAACAGCUGUGUUGGGAUCAGUUUAAUGUAAAUGCGUCUUUUUCAUCUUGUUAAUGUUCCGGGUUUUCGCUAUCUGACAGGAAAAUGGUUCAAAUAGUCAUAAGAUCCAGUGUGGAUGGCAGCAGUCCUCCAGAAUGGCUGCUGGUGGAGCUGCAGGGAGAGAUGGUUUCCAGACACAACUCUGGUCUGGCAGGAAAUGUGAUGGGAGACCUGAUGUACACCAAAGAGGGGGUGCCAGUGCUUAUUGUUGGACAUCAUAUUCUGUAUGGGAAGCAAGUCAAACUGGAGAAACCCUUCGCUGUCCUCACAAAGCAUUCCAGCCUUUUGCAGGAUAGCCUGGGCAGCCAUGACAACGAUGAUGUCACACCGGUACCUAUGGAAACAAACCAGCAAGGACCCACCUCCACCUCCUACUCCGUGUCGGCCCUCAUCAAACGGAAGCUGAUCUUUAAGACGCGCCCAAAACCCAUCAUCACUAACGUACCCAAGAAGGUGUAGCGUGACUGCGAUUUCCUCACUGGGUUAGAGGUGCGUUAUUAUGGAACCCACGCAUCAGAGGUCCUGUGUGUGUGUGUGUGAUGGGAACAAACUGAUCUGGACCCAGGCUUAGAAAAAAAACUGAGUUUAAAAGCUUGUACUUCAGUUUAUGUCAUCCAGCUCUGAUAUGAUGCAGUUUGAUUAUACAUUUGUUGUACAAUUGAUCAAUACCUGCCAACCUUUAACCAGAACGGAUUCCAGCGAGAGACUUUAACGCGGCUCCUUGCAUGUAUGUAUGAAUGAAUGUUGUAUUGUUUCCCUGAGAUUCGUAGAAAACGUUUAAUACCCCAUGAGGGUCUAAAUGCUGUUUCAAAGGCUUUUGCACUCUGACAAGAAUCACAUUGUGGAUGGAAUGCAGAAUAAUCUUCUGUAAAAAAAAAAUAAAAAUGAAGAAUUUUGGAGA
This is a messenger RNA of Perca flavescens (yellow perch), 1031 nucleotides long. It is a transcript of the gene chtf8, whose product is annotated as CTF8, chromosome transmission fidelity factor 8 homolog (S. cerevisiae). The record is from RefSeq and is a predicted model, not a curated record. Gene Ontology annotation, biological process: mitotic sister chromatid cohesion. Bases 176 to 589 code for a protein of 137 amino acids. Lineage: Eukaryota; Metazoa; Chordata; Actinopteri; Perciformes; Percidae. The transcript is spliced from 3 exons. Gene Ontology annotation, cellular component: Ctf18 RFC-like complex.